This is a messenger RNA of Suillus plorans, 2100 nucleotides long. RefSeq lists its product as uncharacterized. The transcript is spliced from 10 exons. The coding region runs from base 1 to 2100 and encodes 699 amino acids. The record is from RefSeq and is a predicted model, not a curated record. Lineage: Eukaryota; Fungi; Basidiomycota; Agaricomycetes; Boletales; Suillaceae.
AUGGCUGCAACACUGGUGAAACACAACGACACUCCUCCAUUCGCUGAUCACAAAGAUUUGCACAAGGUCAUCGACACAACGCAACUUGGUGAUGUCCCCUGGCAAUGUCUCUCUGAUGAUGUCCCAUCAUGGAUGGAUGACGAAUAUGAGGUCUGGUACAGGGACCCUCGCAUAAUGGCGCACAACAUGCUAGCGAACCCUACCUACAAGGAUGAAAUUGACUAUACACCAUUUUGUGAGUAUGAUGCGUCAGAUGACACACGUCGAUGGAAAGACUUUAUGUCUGGAGACUGGGCAUGGCAACAGGCCGACAAGAUCUUAAAAGAUCCAGACACGCACAGAUCUGCGUUCGUCCCAAUCAUUCUUGGUAGUGACAAGACUACCGUCUCUGUGGGUACAGGUAACAACCAAUACUAUCCCCUGUAUGCCUCGAUCGGUAAUGUGCACAACAACAUACGCUGUGCUCACCGUGACGUUCUUGUUGUUAUUGGUUUCCUUGCUAUUCCCAAAACUAGUAAGAACCAUGCUAAAGAAGAGGCAUUCCGGAUGUUUCGCUGUCAGCUAUUCCACCGCUCACUAUCCGCAAUUCUCACCAGCCUGAAGCCUGCGAUGACCAAGUACGAGGUUCUGUGCUGCGGAGAUGGCCAUUUUCGACGUAUCAUAUAUGGCCUAGGGCCCUACAUAGCAGACUAUGAAGAACAAGUGGUGCUGUCCUGUAUUGUUCGAAAUUGGUGCCCAAAAUUCCUUGCAAUUCGAACAAACCUCGAUGCCGGUGGUAUAUACUGCUGUCGUGAGCAUACAGAUUUGAUGGUACAUGAAGUACAUCCAGAUGUAUUGUGGGAUGAAUAUGGUAUUAUUAGUGAUCUCAUUCCAUUCAUGAAUGACUUCCCCCGGGCUGAUAUUCAUGAAUUGUUAUCAUUUGAUCUCCUCCACCAGCUAAUCAAAGGCGCUUUCAAGGACCACCUUGUGGACUGGGUGGUAAAAAUUGCUGCUGUAGCAUCGUUCUCGGGCCUACGGAGAUUUCCCGAAGGCUGUGGCUUCAAACAGUGGACAGGCGACGAUUCUAAAGUGCUAAUGAAAGUCUUUCUUCCGGCUAUUGAAGGCCAUGUGCCUCAAGAUAUGGUGCGCACAUUUCGUGCACUCUUAGAAUUUUGUUAUCUCGUGCGGCGCAACAUUAUUACUGAAGACACCCUGAAUCAAAUUGAAGAUGUGCUUGCUUGGUUUCACCGCUACCGCGAAAUAUUCAAAACCUCAGGCGUCGCUGAUACCUUCUCGCUCCCCCGUCAGCACUCAAUGGUCCAUUACAUAGACAUGAUCAGACUCUUCGGUGCCUCGAAUGGAUUAUGUUCGUCAAUCACGGAAUCGAAGCACAUUAAGGCGGUAAAGAAUCCUUGGCGAUGGUCCAGCAAGAACAAUGCUCUCGGCCAGAUGCUUUUGACUAAUCAACGCCUCGACAAGCUUGCAGCAUCUCGCGUGGACUUUGCUAUGCAAGGAAUGCUCGUUGCACGGAUGGUACCAGUGUUAGCAAAGGAAGUCGAUGUGCCACAUCUGCGAUGCCUUAUCCGCCACUUUCUGUUCUCUCAACUUUUCCCCAAGGAUCCCCGCAACCCCGAAGACGUCCCAGCUGCUACCUGCCCUCGACAUGAAGGCAAGCUUUGUGUCUUUAAUUCUGCUGCCACAACAUUCUAUGCUCCCAGUGAUCCGAGCGGCAUCGGUGGCAUGCGACGUGAGCAUAUCCGCACCUGUCCAUAUUGGAGGAACAUUUAUGCUCGCAAUGAUUGUGUGUUCAUACACACUGAUUCAGACCUUGAGGGGAUAGUUGUAUGUUUCUUUUCUUUCAAAUUCAAAAAGAAAGUAUAUCCAUGUGCUCUCAUCCAUUGGUUUGACAAGGUUAGUGACUGCACUGAUGAAGACACUGGCAUGUGGAUGGUUCGUCCAAGUUUUCAUGACGAUGACUCCCAACACCUUGCUGUUAUUCAUAUUGAGUCGAUCUAUCGUGCAUCACACCUGAUCCCUGUCUAUGGUUCUGAUUUCAUCCCCCAUUCUCUCAAGUUCUACCAUUCUUAUGAUGAUUUCCGGACAUUUUAUAUAGCAUUUUGA